This is a messenger RNA of Pipistrellus kuhlii (Kuhl's pipistrelle), 1225 nucleotides long. RefSeq names its product CKLF like MARVEL transmembrane domain containing 7 (gene CMTM7). The record is from RefSeq and is a predicted model, not a curated record. The coding region runs from base 61 to 594 and encodes 177 amino acids. The transcript has 5 exons. NCBI's taxonomy places the organism in Eukaryota, Metazoa, Chordata, Mammalia, Chiroptera, Vespertilionidae. Gene Ontology annotation, cellular component: membrane.
CCUUAUCUGGCCCCGCGGCGGCGGCCCGGGGAGGCGGCCGGCGGCGGGCAGGGCCGCGCGAUGUCGCACGGAACCGGGCUGGUCCGCACCACGUGCAGCAGCGGCGGCGGCAGCGGCGGGGGCGCGGCGGGGCCCCGGGCGGGCGCGGGCGCGGGCGCCUCGGAGGGGCUGGUGGACCCGGUGUACCCCCGCACCUACGGCGCCCUGCUGAAGGUGGCGCAGAUGGUCAGCCUGCUGAUCGCCUUCAUCUGCGUGAGGAGCUCCCUGUGGCUCAGCCAGAGCGCCUACCGAUACUUCGAAGUGGUCACCAUCUGCAACCUCAUCAUGAUCCUCGUCUUCUACCUGGUCCACCUCUUCCGCCUCUACCGCGUGCUCACCUGCAUCAGCUGGCCCCUGUCGGAGCUCCUGCACUAUCUGAUCGGCACCCUGCUCCUCCUCAUCGCCUCCAUCGUGGCCGCCUCCAAGAGCUACAGCCAGAGCGAGCUGGUGGCCGCCUCGAUCUUCGGCUUCCUGGCCACCUUCCUCUGCCUCGCGAGCGUGUGGCUGUCCUACAAGAUCUCCUGUGUGACCCAGUCCACCGAUGCAGCCGUCUGAGGCCGCCGCGGCCUCCGGGCCCGCAGGGGGCCCCGCAGGAAGGCCCCGCAGGACGUGUGCCCGCCGGCAGCAGGCCCCGCGGGCCGGUGACCUCCCGAGAGACCUCCGAACCUGUGUGCCUGUGCCAACGCCCUGCCCGCCGGUGGGCGCGGGAGGGCCUGCUCCUCCCUCCCGGCUCCCGAGCGAGCGGCUCCGGCCUCUCCCCCGGCCUUCCUCGGAGAAGACCCUCCUUGUCCGGGAAAGAAAAGCAGCCUCCAGGGAGAUCUGGCCUCCGCCUCCUGCUUUUCAGGCCCAGUCUGGCCUCCGCACCUCACCUGGCGGCCGGGAGGUUUCUGGAGACGCCUGCACAAACCCCACUCCUCCGGAGCGACCCGCCUUCGGUCUCCCCGUGAAGACCACGCCCGCUCCUGUGUAGGGAGCCUGGGCAUCUGCUCUUUCCUCGCGUGCGGCCGGCCUGUGGAGAGAAGCACGCGGUCGUCAGCCUGACCCCAAAGACGCGAUCUCAGCCUCCUUUCCCGGCUCUGCCUUCGUGUGUGCAUGUGUGUGUGUGUGUGUGUGUGCGCGUGUGCGUAUGUGGGUGCGUGUGUGUGGUUUUUUGUGUUUUUUUUAAAUAAAAUAUUGACUUGGCCAA